Molecule: messenger RNA, 637 nt
Organism: Sabethes cyaneus
Lineage: Eukaryota; Metazoa; Arthropoda; Insecta; Diptera; Culicidae
Product: NADH dehydrogenase [ubiquinone] 1 alpha subcomplex subunit 7-like
Exons: 4
Coding region: 79-384 (101 amino acids)
Biological process (GO): mitochondrial electron transport, NADH to ubiquinone; ATP synthesis coupled electron transport
Cellular component (GO): mitochondrial inner membrane
Source: RefSeq, a predicted model, not a curated record
AUGGUUCACAGCCUUAGUGUGGUGAAGUGUGUAUAAUAAAUAGGCCGUAUAUAAGAAUUGUAAAAAAAUUAACUAAAAAUGUCAAAGUUAGCUCAUCGGGAUAUAUCCCCAAUGCUGCAAAAGCUGAGAAAUUUUUUGCUAGGACGAGAACAUACCAAUGCUUUGCGAUUCGAAGAUGGGCUUGCAGCAAGAACUCAAGAAGCUCCAAAUUUGCCGGAAGGACCGCAUCAUAGGAUUUUCUCAAAUUAUUAUGCCUUACGUGAUGCACGUCGUGAGUUGGCACCUCCAACGAGAGUAACAUACAGUAAUCUGUUAAUCGGUAAAAGUAACAAAAUCAUGAAGCUGCCGAAACCUGGAAAACCCUAUGGUUGGGAUCAGCAUUAGUAUCGCUUCACUCCUGGAAGAGCAGCAUAUACAGCCUGAAUUCGUUAAUUAAGUUACAACUGCACUCUAAUUAGCUAAUCGCUAAUUGGGCUGACUGACAGAUGAUAGAAAUGUCUAAACUUCGUCUUCGGCAGAAUUUUGACAUACAAGUGUUUUUUAGUUGGAGCAUGGUCUAACUAGCGAACACCCAACCAACGAAUCAUUGCUGUAUAUUCAUGCGUUGCGUAGUCAUAUUUAUAUAAAUCAUUUGAAA